CAGUUACACUUGAAAAAUGGCAGAAGCCUUUUUCCAUGCCCCGAAGAGGAAAAGAAGAGUGUACGAGAAUUAUGAGUCUCCAUUUCCAAUCCCUUUUGGUCAGAAAGACUUCAAAAUAUUCCGUGCUGAAAUGAUAAACAACAAUGUAAUUGUGAGGGACGCAGAAGAUAUUGAGCAGCUGUACGGGAAAGGUUAUUUUGGAAAAGGAAUUCUGUCUAGAAGCCGUCCAAACUUCACAAUUUCAGAUCCCAAGCUGGUUGCUAAAUGGAAAGAUAUGAAGACAAAUAUGCCUAUAAUCACAUCAAAGAAGUAUCGUCGUAGUGUAGAAUGGGCCACAAAGCUCAUGCGAAGACAGGGGAAGGAUGAGAGUACAGUGCACAGAAUCCUUGAAGAUUACACAAAACCACUUGAGCAUCCUUGCAUAGAACAGAAUGAAGACGUUCCAUUGCAUGAUGAGCUGAACUCUGAAAUGGUUUCCAAAAUAGAAGCCACAGCAGAUAGAAAGGAACUUUCUGUGAUGAAUGGAGACUUGAAAAAGUCAGAUGGUAUGGAGGAUCCCAGCAAGCCAUCAGACUGCCUGCAGGAAGGCCCUGGGCAUGGCCCACUACCUGCCAACGGCUUGGAUGAACACUUAUUAGAGGUCCCUGUGCCUCUGUCCCAAGUCCAUUGUAGCCAAAAAGAUGUUCUCUCCCAGGGUGGCAGUCAGGACAGCAGCCAGCGAGCGGGUCCCCUCUGUGCCAGAGCGAGCGGACCCGGUGAUGAGUACGUGCUGGUGGAGGAAGUCGUGUGUGAUGUGAGCGAGAAGGAAGAUGCCCCACGUGAGAAAUCGGCACAAACGAAGAGACUAAUCUGCAGAAGAAAUCCAUACAGGAUCUUUGAGUAUUUGCAGCUCAGCCUAGAGGAGGCCUUCUUCCUGGUCUAUGCUCUGGGAUGUCUAAGUGUUUACUCUGGAAAGGAGCCUUUAACGAUUAUGAAACUCUGGAAAGUUUUCACGGCAGUUCAGCCCACAUUCAGGACUACCUAUAUGGCAUACCAUUACUUCCGGAGCAAGGGCUGGGUGCCCAAAGUGGGACUUAAGUACGGAACAGACCUACUGCUGUAUCGAAAAGGACCUCCAUUUUACCAUGCAAGUUAUUCUGUCAUUAUUGAGUUAGUUGAUGACCAUUUUGAGGGCUCUCUUCGAAGACCUUUCAGUUGGAAGUCACUGGCUACCUUGAGCAGAGUUUCAGUGAAUGUCUCCAAGGAACUCCUGCUGUGUUAUCUGAUUAAACCCUCUACCAUGACUGACAAAGAAAUGGAAUCCCCAGAAUGCAUGAAGAGAAUUAAAGUUCAGGAAGUGAUUCUGAGCCGCUGGGUUUCUUCACGGGAGAGGAGUGACCAAGAUGAACUUUAACAGUUUGACCUCAGAAUUCUGAUUUCGCCAAAAAAUAUUUAUUGAGUCUCCUACAAUAAGCCAAGCUCAGGGCGAGGUAAAGAGUCCUUUUAUUGUAAUUGGCCAUUAAUUGGAAAGUUUUAAAGGGCAUGGUGCUCCCCAAACCAGAGAACUAUUAGUGUUUUAAAAAGGAAAUUACAGAGGGGAGAAGAAGAGAGCCCUGUGCCCGGUCAUCAGCUUCUGUCCUCGGUCGGCACUGACCGCGACUGGCCCCAGCUCCUCGCCUCCAGGCCCCACUCUGCAUCCUCGUCUGUUCAGUGAGGAGCUUGGAUAGAUGAGUCCGGCAACAGGGAACCUCUGUUUUACUCUAACCUCUAGACACUAACAGUUACAGUAUGUGGACUCGACAGCUCCCAAAGCAGCACUUCAUGCACAGGCGUCUCCUUACCCACAUCCAAUCUGUUCCCGAGAGAGUGCUGGAAAGCAGAUCUGGGGGUGCAGGACACCACGUUCCAUUACUUUAAAUGGAAAAAAUUACAUGUCUCUGCUUGUCCAAGAACUUCAACCAAUUACUGAAGCACAUAACAGUCCAUUUAGUAUUUAGCAAGGAUUUUUGUAUCAUAGAAAGCAUUUAAAACAUCAAUUACCUAAUUAUUUGUCAGUGAGCUAAUUGGUAGGCAUAUUUGUGUAGAAUACACAAUAUUAUGCAGUAUUAGAUAAAAACUGCACCUUGCUUCAGUUCACUUCUUUGAAAUAAAAAUAGGUGGUGAAAUAAUGUGUGAAGGAAGAUACAUAUUGAGUGCAAUUGACAUUUAGUAAACACAGUAAACAAAGCCUUUUUUUAAUUGGUUAGAUCCCAAUGAAGAGUUGCCUGAGGAGUGGCAUUUGGAAGCAAGAGGAGGGAAGUGGACAGAGGGCAUGGGGGUGGGGAGACUGAGCAAGAGGGAGCCAGUGUAGGAGUGAGGGAGCAAUGGUCAGAGACUUACCCACUGUCCGAAUUUGAGACACUGGCGGACAGUCCCUCCUUGGCAUUACAUACUCCAGAAGUAGAUGGUUAAGAACCAUCUUUGGAAGCUGAAACAAAAAACAAAAACAAAAAAACACAAAAUGAACACUUGUUUGCAUUCCCUCGAUGCCUUAUCUUAGAGAUCCCGACGGCCUAAGAUUCUGCCUGUAGUUGUGUUUUAAAGGUUUGGCAUUCGAUAAUGGAGCUCCCCUGCCUCAGACCAAUAACGACCAUCAAUUUUAAAGAGCUUCUUAGUAAGUUCUUUGCUCUUCAUUAGUGAGCUAGUAAUUCUUCAACAUUUUUACUGUUCACUUUGCUUACUCCAGGCUCCUUAGCAAAAUGAAAGACUUUGCUUUGAAUAGUCACUUCCUCAAAACCUUUAAUGUUGGCAGAAAAUUUCAGGAGGCAUCUCUUCCCUAUUUCAUUUAUCAUUUGUAGUGACACUUCUUUCCAAGUCUAACCAGUGCAGCAGAUGCCUUUAUGGUAAACUCUUCCAUGAAUCCUUCAUCAAAGUACAGUCUCCUGUCAACACUCCACCUCAGAUGCUUUGUCAUCAGCUGAUGUGCAUUGAAGGUUGUGGCGACUCCUCGGUAUAAAGGCUACAAAAGGAAGUAGAGAAGCCAAAAGACCGCACAGAUAUUUGUAACUGAACGCUCCAGAAGAAUGUCCAAAGCAUCAUCCUUAAUCAAAGAAGCCUGUGUGGAGCAUUUCCUUCUUUAUAUGGUAUAUAGAUUUGAACACGAAGUAGCAGGCCAUGCACUCCUCAGCAUUACAUGAGGGCCCUGGGGGUUCUGGAAUGGUAUACCAGCAAAGAUUUGAGUUUAAAUCACCCUCACAAUUUCUAGGUAAAAGUAUUAGCUAGCCCUGGCCAGUUUAGCUCACUGGUUAGAGCAGCAGCCCACAGACUGAAGGGUGUCAGGUUUGAUUCCUGGUCAAGAGCAUGUACCUUGGUUGCAGACUCGAUCCCUGCCCCC
Molecule: messenger RNA, 3352 nt
Organism: Myotis lucifugus (little brown bat)
Lineage: Eukaryota; Metazoa; Chordata; Mammalia; Chiroptera; Vespertilionidae
Gene: TSEN2
Product: tRNA splicing endonuclease subunit 2
Exons: 11
Coding region: 17-1393 (458 amino acids)
Biological process (GO): tRNA splicing, via endonucleolytic cleavage and ligation; tRNA-type intron splice site recognition and cleavage
Cellular component (GO): tRNA-intron endonuclease complex
Molecular function (GO): tRNA-intron lyase activity; nucleic acid binding
Source: RefSeq, a predicted model, not a curated record